Messenger RNA from Mercenaria mercenaria, 2218 nucleotides. RefSeq lists its product as uncharacterized. The coding region runs from base 80 to 799 and encodes 239 amino acids. Gene Ontology annotation, molecular function: N-acetyltransferase activity. The transcript is spliced from 2 exons. The record is from RefSeq and is a predicted model, not a curated record. Lineage: Eukaryota; Metazoa; Mollusca; Bivalvia; Venerida; Veneridae.
CAUAGUUUGUACCUGUACUCAUUUUAACUUUUUAACAUUCUUCAUUCUUUAAUGAGCACUGCUAGAAGCACUAGAAAUCAUGGCUACUAAACAGAUGAGAAGUUUAACACAGAACGACAUAGAAAAGGCAUUCAAGAAAACAGUUGAUGAAACAGAGGUACCUGCAGGAAGUAAACUUGUCUUAGUAACUGAAGAUUUAUACCAGAGGGCGCUUUCAAUUCCGAAAGAGUGUUUUGUAUAUGAUGAGCCCCUUGGAAAAUCUAUUGGUAUUCAGUGGAGUGACGAGUUCGAGUCUCUAUGGUUACACACAUUCGAGGCAAAUCUGUCCAUUAUCUUAGUCAAUGAAGAUAACGGAGAGAUAAUGGGGAUGAGAGCCACUAAAUUGAUUAAAAAGGGAGACCAUUUUGACUUGGACAGUCUGAAAGAUGAAAAGCUACGGAGAAUAAUUGAAUUUAUGAGUUACGGUGUGACGGAGUUUUUCAACAAAUACGGCAUAGAAGAGGCGUUUCAUUUUCUCGGUCUGGGUGUGGCCAAGAAGUACAGGAGGCGUGGUUUAGGAAAGUUCUUGAUGCAAACUGCUGUGAAAUUUCUUGGGAACUUAGGGAUCAAUCCGUAUUAUAUCAAAGGCGAGGGGACCUCUAAUUUCUCAAAGAAAAUUUAUGAAAACUGCCAUUUUGAUAUUGUGAUGGAAUACCCUUUUGAUGAAUAUAAAAAGGACGGGAAUGUGGUAUUUGAUAACACUGCCGAGCACAAGUCUAUGAAAGUUUAUGGAAUUUGUUCCAGUAAAAAUCCAAUUUAAGCCUAUUAUCAAUCAUUCCGAAACAAAUCGUUUGCAUAAUACUAGUUAUGUUAUUUUAUGUUUUAGUUUCAAGUAGGAUGAUUCGUGAUGGCAAUAUGUAACUUCUAAAAUUUGGUCUUAAACAUCCGUAUACUGUAGGGAUGUAGUAUAUAAACUAAGAAAAAAUAAAUAUACUGCCUAUCGUAAACAAGUAUUUGUGAAAUAUGUUUAAAAGUUUAUCAAACGAGAAAACAGUGCGAAAAUUGUGAGGCAGUGCCAGCUGAUAGGUCCACGUGCUCAUCUUAGUAAAAGAAACAAGGAUAAAUAUCAAACACGGAAUACCACGUUCAAAAAAACAAGGCUCCCCAAAACGAAACCCUCAGCACGCAGGUGUGCACACUUCUAAUAAAAAACAAACACAUGAGGACAAAACAAAUAAAGGAAAACAGUGGGGCACCGCCUUUAAACGGCAGUUGUAAAAGCACUACUGGGAAACUAACCCUGUGGCCCAGUAGUAUAGCAACUUAAUAAUAAUUAAACUUCCAUAGAACUAACAAUUAAAAUCAAUGUAUUUUAUAUAUCACCUUGAGUUCAUAUUUUGUGCGGUAACUGGGUAACUUACCGGUCUCUAUCGAGAUCUGGUCUAACUUUAUCAUUUAUUGUGUUCGCACACUAAUCUCUAUUCGGUGUAUAUGGGUUGUGUUAAUAUCUUAAAUUCUUAUUCAUGUUAUUCAUGUACCUUUGCAUUUAAAACAGAUUAAAAUAUUAGCUUUAAAUGGAUUUAAAUUGAAAUAUAUUCUUUACAGAAAAAGAACCGUAUAUAGUUGAUUCUCCAUUUUUACUACAAUGUGAGACUUACCUUAAGGGAAAAACAAGCUAAAAUCAACAAAUGAAUAUAAAGUGUUCUGAGAAUUUUACUAGGGCAUGUGCUUGACACAUUCUCGUUUGACAUUCGGCAUGUUUCGGACGUAAACGCUUAUUUAGGCAAUUUAAUUUGCCCAAUUUUAUUAUGGGUCGACCUAAAUUGGAUUUUCGCCACUCCUUCGUUUAUUUCAUUGGGGAAAAUGAUCUAAACGUAUAUGAAAUUUUACUAAAUCAGAUUCUAAUGUACGACAGCCGACAAAAUACGAAAAUACGAAUUUCCUUUUUUUAUUUUUUUUUACGGAAAGCCAUGUGCCCGUACAGAAAUAUUUAAGUCCGAAAAAAAUGCCAAAUUGUCUGACAUAAAUGUGUUACCACACAGAAAUUUUCGAUGUAAUAACUAAAUGAUAAAUCAAAUAAAUUAUAUGAGUAGUUAUUGGUGGCAAGUAUACUAUUUUUGUGUUCAGUAUUGGCUUGAGUGUGCGUAGGGAAAACUAUUUUACGUACAUAACACACUGAUAUCUAUGUAUGUUUUGUUUCGCUAGUGAAUCUUUAAUAUGUAUACUGAAGAACGACUGA